AUGAAAAUUCAGCAGAACGAUGGGAGAUGGAUUGAUACGGAGUCUGACAUCAAGACGAUAAUUAGAGACUUCUUCAUAAAUGUCUAUAGGAAAUGUGCAACAGUAGGAGAGGAUGAAGUGGCAUUAUCUUGUCUAUUAUCCAAAGUAAAGGAGGAUGGGAAGAUUUCAGGGAUGAAAAUGUCUAAAUUUACUCCAACUAUUACUAAUGUUUUGUUUGCUGAUGACACUCUUUUAUUUGGUACUGCUAAAAGAGCUGAAGCUUCUAAUUUGCAGGCUAUUAUUCAUAAACACACCCCACCAAAUCUUAAAAGAUUAAUCUUGGAGACUCUUGGCAUGCAAGGAAUGCGAUUCAAUGAGAAAUACCUAGGCCUCCCAACAUUGUGGGGAAAAUCAAAGAAACAGGUUUUAAAGUUUAUUCACGAGAGAUUGAUUGCAAAAACACAAUCCUGGAGACAAAAACUGCUUUCACAGGCUGGAAGGAAAGUGCUUAUCAAAUCAGUUCUUAAUGCUAUCCCCACUUAUGCUAUGGCUAUUCUCAAGUUUCCUAAGUCCUUCUAUACUCAACUAAAUAAGAUUGUAUCUAGAUUCUGGUGGGGGAGUAAAAAUAAUGAGAAGAAAAUGGCUUGGAUCAGCUGGAAAAAGACAUGCCUCUCAAAGUUUCAAGGGAGAAUAGGAUUCAAGGAUUUUGAAUUGUUCAACCUUGCAUGCCUAGCAAAGCAAAGUUGGAGGCUGGCCACCAAACCAAAUUGCAUAUGGGCAAGAGUUUUGAAGGGAUUAUAUUUCCCCAGAUCUUCCUUUUGGGAAGCUAGAAGAAGGCAACGCAGGUCUUGGAUUUGGCAAGGCAUUCUAGCAGGCAGAGAAGUCCUUCAAGGGGGAACUCGUAUGAAUAUUGGAGAUGGCUCAGACCCUUGGAUACCAAUGGCUCCCAACUUCAAGGUGGACAGGCCUACAAUUUGUCCUCCUAAUGUUAAUAUGGUCAGUGACUUGAUAGAUCAUGACAGGCUACAGUGGAAGGAAAAUCUAGUUAACCAAUUAUUCAAUGAGUAUCAGAAGGAGAGGAAUAAAGCUGUCUUUGAAGGAGCUUCUCCAGACCCUAUUGCUUCUGUUAGGAUUAUUCUCCAAACAUUGAAUGAGCUACAGGAAGUGGAUCAACCAGUUUCAAAAGUUAGUUCCAGAAAUUAUGCUCCUGUCCACCCGCAGAAAUGGGAACCUCCUCCAGUGGGUGUUUUGAAAUUUAACAGUGAUGUAGCUUGGAGAAGUGGCAAUGCGAAAGCUAUGGUAGCGAUUGUUGUGAGAAAUCACCAUGGAAACCUGAUUGAUGGUCUAGUCAAAGAGUUUUACUGCUCUUCUUCGUUGGUUGGUGAAGCUAAAGCAAUGCUUGAAGCAAUUAGGCUAGCUCGUGAUAUGGGUGCUACUUCAAUCAUCUUGGAGUCAAACUCAUCUAUUCUUCUUUCAUCUAUGAGGAAUGAUCAUAUAUACCCUGCCUAG
Hevea brasiliensis (rubber tree) is the source of this 1488-nucleotide messenger RNA. RefSeq lists its product as uncharacterized. The transcript has 4 exons. Gene Ontology annotation, molecular function: nucleic acid binding; RNA-DNA hybrid ribonuclease activity. Bases 1 to 1488 code for a protein of 495 amino acids. The record is from RefSeq and is a predicted model, not a curated record. Lineage: Eukaryota; Viridiplantae; Streptophyta; Magnoliopsida; Malpighiales; Euphorbiaceae.